GUCACAAGCUAGGACAUUUCUUUCCCAAGAAAAUGGCAAGGUUAUGUGAACGAAAUCACGCUCGAUUUAAAGAUUUAUUUUAAAUCGAGUUGGAAAGGCUGACUUCCAAUAAUUUUUCAAGCUCCUACUGUAUCUCGAGCCUAUCUUCUGGAGAAUUGACUCUUCCUGCCAGCAUGGUGUCAUUUGCAAAUUGGAUGAGUUCUCCUUCUAUCCCUUGGCCUAAAUAUUGAUGAAGAUAUUGAAGAACAUUAGGCCUAAGUCAGCCUUUUUAGUUGCAGAGGUCGGAUGGGCAGACAGAUACGCAUACGCACAGGUAGCGCAUUACUUUCACUUUCGCUCUCCACUCUGAGCAGGCCGAAGCACCAGCGCCGGAAUGACGAUUUCCUUCUGGGAUCGCACUUCCUUUGCUCCAGGCAAGCAGCAGGCGGAGAAUAGCGGUAAGAACUGAAGACUGAGGGGGCACAAUGUCACACACUUCCCGCUGCAAGCUAGUUGAAUAUUUGGAAGAGCUGAAUGAUGAAGAAUUUGAGAAAUUUAAGCUGCACCUCGAGGACUACCCAGUGGAGAAGGGCUACAAGCCCAUCCGUCGUUGCAAGACUGAAAAAGCAGCCCAUGUUGAAAUAGCUCGAUACAUGAUUGAGGCGUAUGACGAUGCCAAGGCGUUGAAGAUGACUGUCAGGAUUCUGAAUGGAAUAAAUAAAAAGGAUCUGGCUGCAAGAAUCCAAAAGGAGAUGCCAGAUUAUUUUCUUCAGUUUCCAGAAUCAGACAAUGAGACAAUUUCUGAACCUCAAAAUAAAGUGGAGGUGAUGCUGGAUCCCAAGACAGCUUUUCCUACCCUCAUCCUUUCAGAAGAUCGGAAAAGCGUAUACAUGGGUGACCGAGCCCAGGACUUUCCUGACAAUCUUGAACGCUUUAAUUUUUUACCUUGCGUCCUGGGAACAGAAGGCAUCGAUUCUGGGACUUCACAGUGGGUGGUGGAAGUGGGCAACGCCAAACAAUGGGCUGUUGGUGCUGUACGUGAAUCCAUAGAAAGAAAAGGAUAUCUAAAUAUAGGGGCUACUGAAGGGUUUUGGGUAUUGCAGCUGAUGGAUGGAGAAUAUGAGGUCACCACCACACCUAAGACCAUUCUUCCACUGUGGAAGACAGUACAACGGAUUCUCAUUACCUUAGAAUUCAGUUUAGGCAAAUUAUCCUUUUUUGAUGUGGAUUCUAUGGAGAUUAUCUUUACUUUCAACUAUCCAUUUUCUGAGAAAAUGUUCCCCUUUUUCCUGACUUGGGACAAAAAAAAUCCAUUAAAAAUUAGUACAGAUUACUCUGCAAAAUAAUCUGAAGAAAAACCAGAUGAAACAGUUCUGGGAAAUUAUCCAACCUGAAGAAUGUUCUGUUCAGACCUUGAAGUGAUUGUCCUUAGAUUCAGGGAAUCUUACUUUUGAAUAAAUACAAUAAAAUAGUGUUGUUAAUUUCUGAUUUCUGUUCCCUUUAUUCUUUUCAGAAUUUUAGCCAGUCUUACAAUAACUUGCAAAAGUAACAGCUGUUCUUGAAUUUGGAAACCCUUCAGGCGGAAGGACGGUUGAAAUACAAGGCAAGGAAUAGAAUGAGGGCACUAAGUAAAAGGCUGCCAAUU
This is a messenger RNA of Pseudonaja textilis, 1624 nucleotides long. Lineage: Eukaryota; Metazoa; Chordata; Lepidosauria; Squamata; Elapidae. The record is from RefSeq and is a predicted model, not a curated record.